AGCGCCACCUAGUGUCAAGUGACUUAUGCUAAAGAUGGCGGCGCCCAUGAAUACGACAACGAGUACAAGUUUCCAGAAGAAAACAAGGGGGAAAGUAGCGCAAAUACCAGGGGCCCGCCCUUCAUUGCAGAAUGGACAGCUACUCGUUUCAACCGGGGUGCCGUCCCUAGAUUUUCUUGUGGGAGGAGGUCUUGCUGUUGGAACAGUUCUGCUUAUUGAGGAGGACACGUAUGGCAGUUAUGCUCAGCUGCUGUUGAGAUACUUCUUAGCUGAAGGCGUCAUGACUGGCCACAGUUUGUUUGUAGCAAGCGCCGACGAUAAACCACAGACAAUAUUAAAGAAUCUUCCAUGUCCAGUUGAGGAUGACCCAGUCAAAAAGUCGGCUGAGGCAAUCAAGAGCAAUGAGGGCGCUAUGAGCGCUGAGGAUAGGAUGAAGAUAGCCUGGCGAUAUGAGCAUCUGCCCAAACACCAGUCUACCCCAUCGACACAUCGAUUCGGCCAUUUCUAUGAUCUCAGUAAAUCAAUGCCUGAUGACCGAUUGUCCAAUGUGGCCUGUCAUUGUCUUCAUAUGACUGACGAGUCUUGUGUUUCUUCUCCACCAUACCGGCGGUUAUUUCAGCAGAUGGAAAAGCAGAUUUUGGAUGGAGGCUUUAGUUUAUUACAAAAACAGUCCAGUAAUAGAAACAUCUUAAGACUAGCCGUGCACUCUUUGGGUUCACCCCUUUGGGGGGAGGAGCUAUCCACAACACAGCAUGAUAGACAUCAGGGGGCGGAGUUAUGUCAGUUCCUACAUGCGCUACGCGCCUUGAUCCGAAACUCACUAGCCGUGUGUGUCAUCACUAUGCCAACACAUUUAUUUACUGAUGUAGCUGUGACAAGAAGAUUGGAGAGGUUGUGCGACACGGCCAUCGAGCUGGAAUCAUUCGCUGGAUCAGAGAAGGAAAAGAAUCCUGUAUACAAGGAGUAUCAUGGCUUAUUUCACAUCAAACAGCUGCCCAGGUUGAACUCACUGACUGGUCACAUGCCUGACACUAUGGACCUUGCCUUCAAGUUGAAGAGGAAGAAACUAACUAUUGAGAAAUUACAUCUACCUCCAGAGUUGCCGGAAACAGUCAGCAGGACGCAGGAGGAUCCAGUUCCGAGAGCAAUAGCGCCCUCUAUCGGCUGCGGGUCACUAGGCGGUCGGAGUAAACUGGAUUUCUGAAUCUGAACUGAUCCAUGUGAUGACCUUCACGGUGUUGAAUUGCAUUAGGUCUUUGGGCUGACUCUAGUGUGGUUACGUGCUUUGCAUCUGAGAAUUUGUUAUGGCGUCUUGACACUGACUUCAUGUAUAGCUUCCGAUGCACACUGGUAAAUAGGCCUGAAUCCAUCCGUCGAGCUCGUGAAUAAAAGUUAUACCCUCCAAAAUUCUAUAUUAGAGAGUUCUGAGGGCCAUAAAAUUGGGGAAUUGAAGAGAUAUGGCAAUGAACCUCUGGCCCGGACUUGGGGCUUCCAAUUCUGAGCAUUUUGGAUGCAAUUGGGCUCCAAAGUAGCGCUAUUUUUCCAUGUUGUGGGGGGAGCUUUUUUCUGCCUUUCCACUUUGGGGAAACUAGGGGUUGUCUUCUUUGGGUGGGAAUUAAUAUCUCGAAAAGUCAAUGGUCAACCCACCAAAAAAUGAAAAGAAAAUGAAAGAUGACAUGUUGAUCAUCAUUUUUCUGUGAAGCUUAAAUACCUGUGAGAGUUCUGAGUAUGGACAUUAAUUAGCACUGGUGUCUAUGGGAAUUUUAAUGCAGGGUUGCACCCUUCAAGAUCAGCAAAGUGACUGUAUGACUAGGUCAAAGGUCAAUGACCUCUGAAGUGGUAUAGGUAAAACAAACAGUUCUUUAAGUUGCCGGCCGAAGGAAACAAAAAAAACAGUUGUGUGUUGAAUCUCUUCUUUUUCAAGUGAAGAAGCUUCAGAGAUACAAGUCGGGCAUUAGUCUCUGGUCGAACGAUAUGCCUCCAACAACAGAGGGCGCUGUUCACUAUCCAAAAUUGCCGAUUUAGUUUUCACGUCCAAACAUGAUUCUGUGCUCCUUAUUCGCAUGGGCGGGUGCAGGGUAGGAGUGCACACCCCUCCAUUAUCCAUUGUUUCGGGCAAAAUCCUCCCGUCGGCAAAAUCGUGUGUCUGCAGUGUCGGCAAAUAAAUGCAGCAACGAAUAACGCUACGGCCUCGUGGAUUGUGGGACAUAGGUGCACUACAUUAUUCUCUGUUCCACUUGCAAUAGAGAGAUAUUACUAUAUCUCCAGUAAAUGUUGGUCUGCUUGAUAUUUAUGAUAUAAGUACAUCGUAUGUACCGGUACCUCAAGUUUCCAUUUGUAGUUUACGCCUAGGAGGUUAUGUUUUCAUCAGGGUUGGUUGGUUGGUUUGUCUGAACCCCAUGCGUACGGGAAGCGGUCAUGGCCGCGGCC
Molecule: messenger RNA, 2430 nt
Organism: Patiria miniata (bat star)
Lineage: Eukaryota; Metazoa; Echinodermata; Asteroidea; Valvatida; Asterinidae
Product: elongator complex protein 4-like
Exons: 10
Coding region: 26-1204 (392 amino acids)
Biological process (GO): tRNA wobble uridine modification
Cellular component (GO): cytoplasm; elongator holoenzyme complex; transcription elongation factor complex
Source: RefSeq, a predicted model, not a curated record